This is a messenger RNA of Morone saxatilis (striped sea-bass), 2434 nucleotides long. It is a transcript of the gene elf2a, whose product is annotated as E74-like factor 2a (ets domain transcription factor). Gene Ontology annotation, molecular function: sequence-specific DNA binding; DNA-binding transcription factor activity, RNA polymerase II-specific. Gene Ontology annotation, cellular component: nucleus. The record is from RefSeq and is a predicted model, not a curated record. The coding region runs from base 79 to 1767 and encodes 562 amino acids. Gene Ontology annotation, biological process: cell differentiation; regulation of transcription by RNA polymerase II. NCBI's taxonomy places the organism in Eukaryota, Metazoa, Chordata, Actinopteri, Moronidae. The transcript is spliced from 8 exons.
AAAUCUUUCAGCUCUGUUAUGUUAGCGCUGUCCUUUCCAUCCUGACGGCCUGUACUUCUGCUUUGGCAGGAAUGAGUGAUGACCUCGGUGGUAGUGUCAGACGGUGGAGGGAACAUAGUGGAGUAUGUCACUGUGGUGGAGGAGCCCCAGCAGUGUGAGCAGCAGCCGGUCGAGGAGGAAGAGGAAGAGGAAGAGGUGGUCCAGCAGGAAAUAGAGGCGGUGAUUGUGGAGGGCGGCGAUGAAGUGGAGGAGGAUGUGGAAGAGGAGGAGGAGGGUGUGGUGCUGCAGGAGGAGGGAUGUCCGGCAGUGAUCGUGGAGGAGGUGCCGAGCGCCCAGGUGGAGGAGUGCUACUCGGCGCAGGUCCUGGUCUACGACGACGAGACGUACCUGAUGCAGGACGUGGCCGAGGAGCAGGAGGUGGUCACAGAGGUGGCCGAGACCGUGGAGAUGUCGGGUCACGACAUGGUGUGUUUUGACAAAACGUUUGAAGCAGCCGAAGCUCUCCUCCACAUGGAGUCUCCUGGAGGACUGCACAACGAACGCAACACAGCAGAGGAUGUGAUGAUGGAGACAGUGGUGGAGGUGUCUACAGAGUGUGGACCCAUCGAGGAGGAGUCCUUCCCCAUCCCUCCUGAAUGUGAGCCUGCUGCCAAGAAGAAGAGAGGAGGUGGACGCAAGCCCAAGACACACCAGCCGGCCUCCAACGGCUCCUUUGACCUGGGGAUUAAGAAGAGACCGCGGGAGGGGAAAGGCAACACCACCUACCUGUGGGAGUUCCUGCUGGAGCUGCUGCAGGACAAAAACACCUGUCCCAGGUACAUCAAGUGGAUGCAGAGAGAGAAGGGCAUCUUCAAGCUGGUCGACUCCAAGGCCGUGUCCAAACUGUGGGGCAAACACAAGAACAAGCCCGACAUGAACUACGAGACCAUGGGCCGAGCCCUGAGGUAUUACUACCAGCGAGGCAUCCUGGCCAAAGUGGAGGGUCAGCGACUGGCCUACCAGUUUAAAGAUAUGCCCAAGAACAUCCGGGUGAUCGAUGACGAGGAAGACGGAGAGGAGGUGGAGGACAGCGAGGGCGUCAUGUCCAGCCAGCAUCCGGCUCACCAGCAGGGCCCCGCCAGCCUCGGCGCAAACUCGCCCGCCACCACCCAGCCUCAGCAGACCUACGUCACCGUCAUCCCCGGCAACGCCACCACCAGGCCCAUCCGAGCCAUGCCGGUGGUCAUGACCAACUCGCUAGGUCAGGUGACAUUAAACUCCUCCUCCAUCCUCACAACGGGAGUCCCGGUAACGGUAGCCAACGCCUCUGCCGGCGCUCCCCCCAAACUGGUCAUCCAGGCUCUGCCCACCAUGCUGCCCGCCGGCUCCAAAGCGGGAGAGAAGAUCACCAUCAUCACCAUCCCGGCCAACCAGCUGGCUACGCUCAUGCAGGCCAACCCGUCGGGCCACAUCACGCAGCUCAUCCAGGCUAAACCGCUCACUACGCAGUUAGCCACCAAACCUGGCGCCACCGCGUCUACGCUGCAGUUAACGGCGGGCCGCCCAACGCCGCAGCUCAUCCUGGCUAAACCGGCGGCGGUGGCCCAGCCGCUGCCGCAGCUCUCUGUUCAGGUCAGCCAGCCUCAUCCCGCCCCACCCAAAACCCCCAACCAGCUCUUGAAGCCCUCCAGCAGUCAGCCCGAAGCAGCACACUCAGAGGCAGCGUCUGAGGCUCCGCCCCCCUCCAGCCCACCGCCAGCAGCAUCUGCAGAAACCCCAUCAUCCUGAGAGCAGCGCCCUGAGCUGGGCCACCAGUGGGGGUACAGGAAGUGACUGUGGACACUGCUAAAGGAAGUGCAGGACACAUCCCACACCCCCCUGCCACAGAGGUGCUCUCUGAUUGGUUCAGACUGUCAGCCUGACCCUGGUUUCCAGGGAGACGCCUGCUCUUACUCUGGAGCUGCUGAAGCCCCACAAAGGAUUAAAGGGACUGUUGUAGACACACACACACACACACACACACACACACACAGAUCCUUCAGAGCUCAGAAGACAUGGGCAGCCUUAGAUUGUAAAUGAAAAUCUCCUUUUUGUAAUCAAAUGUAAUAUAAAAGCCUGACAAGACUUUGUUGUAAACAGAAAUGUAAAAAGCAUUUUGAUACUCAGCAGGUGUGUAUCAGUACAGACGUAGUUUGAAUUCAUCUCUUUGUUUCGGUCUAAUGGUUUGUCUGCACACUUGUGUUACUCCACAGCGCUGUCACAUUCUCCCCACCCUUUUUUUUUUUUUUUACUGUUCAUAAAAAGGGAGUGAAAGGAUGUCUGCGUCAGGAUCAGAAAACUAAAUGGUGUGCUCCACAUCUGAAGUAUAAUAUACUAUUUUUUCUUGUACUAUCAGUGUAUUGAAGUAGAUUUUACUGAAAUAUGUAUUAUAAAAAAACAACAAAUGUGAAUUCAA